Molecule: messenger RNA, 2994 nt
Organism: Acanthosepion pharaonis
Lineage: Eukaryota; Metazoa; Mollusca; Cephalopoda; Sepiida; Sepiidae
Source: the annotation of a GenBank genome assembly
AUGUUUGUCCUUUUCCUUUCUUUUCUUUUCUUUUCUUUUCUUUUCUUUUCUUUUCUUACACAUACUAGUUUUUCCUGUCCGUCAUUUUUUUUCUUUCAUUUUUUCUCUCGCGCGUAUUGCAUUUAUUCGUUUAUUGUUUUUUUUUUCUUUUCUUCACAUUUUCUUUAUUCCUUUAAUUUUCUUUCUUUUAAUUUUUGUUUACUUCACACAUUUCUUCAUUCGUUCAUUUUUCUUUAUUUCGUCCUUUUUUUUAUUUUUUUCAGCAUUUUCUCUUCAUUCAUAUCUUUCUAUUCGUUUUCGUUUUUUGCCUUAUCUUUCUUUCCGCUUUCAUCUAUUCCUUUUUUUUCUUCCUUUCUUUCUUUAUUUUCUUUCUUUCUUUCUUUCUUUCUUUCUUUCUUUCUUUCUUUCUUUCUUACAUAUAUUCCCUUUUCUUUCCUUCAUCGAUUCCUUUGGAUUUGUUUUUUUCUUUUCUUUUUCUUUCUUUCUUUCUUUCUUUCUUUCAUUCCUGUUUAUCUUUCUGUCUUCGUUUCUAUCUUUUUUCUGACAAAUGUUCUUUUCUCUUUCUUUCCUUCUUUCUUUCUUUCUUUCAUCCAUUCCUGUUUAUCUUUCUGUCUUUGUUUCUAUCUUUCUUCUGACAAAUGUUCUCUUUUCUUUCUUUCUUUCUUUCUUUCUUUCUUUCUUUCUUUCUUUCUUUCUUUCCCGUUUCCUCUAUUUCAAUUUCUUUCUUUCUUUCUUUCUUUCUUUCUUUCUUGUUUUGUUUCUUUCUUUCUUUCUUUUCGCUUUCGUCUAUUCUUUUUUUUCUAUCAUUCUUCUUACAUAUAUUCUUUUUACUUCUUUCAUUCUUUCAUCUAUUUUCUUUCUUUUCUUUUCUUUCUUUAUUUCUUCUUACAUCUAUUGCCUUUUCUUUCUUUUUUCUGUUCGCUUUCAUCUAUUCUCUUUUCUUUCUAUCAUUCUUCUUGCAUAUAUUCCUGUUACUUCUUUCUUUCAUCUAUACCCUUUUCUUUCUUUCUUUCUUUAUUUUUGCUUUCGUCUAUUCUCUUUUCUUUCUAUAAUUCUUCUUAUAUUCCUUUUACUUCUUUCUUUCUUCUUACAUCUAUUCUCUUUUCUUUCUUUCUUUCUUUCUUUCUUUCUUCCUACAUAUAUUCCCUUUUCUUUCUAUCAUUCUUCUUACAUAUAUUCAUUUUACUUCUUUUUCUUUCUUUCUUUCAUUCUUUCUUUCAGUUAUUCCCUUUUCUUUCUUUCUUUCUUUCUUUUUGCUUUCGUCUAUUCUCUUUUCUUUCUGUCACUCUUCUUAUAUUCCUUUUACUUCUUUCUUUCUUCUUACAACUAUUCUCUUUUUUCUUUCUUUCUUUCUUUCUUUCUUUCUUUCUAUAUCUAUUCCCUUUUCUUUCUAUCAUUCUUCUUACAUAUAUUCAUUUUGCUUAUUUCUUUCUUUCUUUCUUUCUUUCUUUCUUUCUUUCACUUAUUCCCUUUUCUUUCUUUCUUUCUUUUUGCUUUCGUCUAUUCUCUUUUCUUUCUAUCAUUCUUCUUAUAUUUCUUUUACUUCUUUCUUUCUUCUUACAUCUAUUCUUUUUUCUUUCUUUCUUUCUUUUUUCUCUCUUUCUUUCUUUCUUACAUCUAUUCUCUUUUCUUUCUUUCUUUCUUCUUACAUCUAUUCUUUUUUCUUUCAUUCUUCUUACAUCUAUUCCCUUUUUUCUUUUUUUCUUUCUUUCUUUCUUUCUUUUUGCUUUCGUCUAUUCUCUUUUCUUUCUGUCAUUCUUCUUAUAUUCUUUUUACUUCUUUCUUUCUUCUUACAUCUAUUCUCUUCUUUCUUUCUUUCUUUCUUUCUUUCUUUCUUUCUUUUUCUUUCUUACAUCUAUUCUCUUUUCUUUCUUUCUUUCUUACAACCAUUUUCUCACUCAUACAAAUGUAGCUACAAAUCAACGAUCGAUCACAAACCAACCCAUUCUCUCGCCCCUGCACCUUAACACUGGCCAAACCUCUUUUCCCCGUAUCACUCCUCUACUCUCCUUUGAUUCCCAUUGCCAAUUUAAGUCCCGAGAAAAUCACCCCCGUGCCGAGUCAAGCUGGAGUUGUUCAAUUACGCAUUUUCUUUCUUUCUUUCUUUCUUUCUUUUAUUUUGCCUUUUUAUAUAAUCGCAACCAAUCUUUCCUCUCUUUAAAAGAAUUUUCAUUUUAUCUCUUCCUUUCUACUUAUCUAUUUUCCUUCCUUCCUUCCUUCCUUCCUUUUUUAUUUUUCUUCUUAAACGAUACUUCUUUCUUUCUUUUCGUUUUCGUUUAUUCUCUUUUCUUUCUAUCAUUCUUCUUACAUAUAUUCCCUUUACUUUUUUCUUUCUUUCAUCUUACAUCUAUUCCAAUUUCUUUCUUUCUUUCUUACAUAUAUUCCUUUUUCUUUCCUUCAUCGAUUUCUUUGAUUUUCUUUCUUUCUUUCUUUCUUUCUUUCUUUCUUUCUUUCUUUCUUUCUUUCAUUCUUAGAUUCCCUUUUCUUUCCUUCCUCGAUUCCUUUGAGUUUCUUUCUUUCUUUCUUUCUUUCUUAUUUUCCCUUUUCUUUCCUUCAUCGAUUCCUUUGGUUUUCUUUCUUUCUUUCUUUCUUUCUUUUCUAACUCACUUUCUUUCUUUUUUCUUCUAUUAUUUUUAUCUCUUUCUUUCUUUCUUUCUUUCAUCUAUUACUUUUCUUUCUUUCUUUCUUUCUUUCUUUCUUUCUUUUUUUCUUUCUUUCUCGUAUACCUUUACUCUUUUCCCUCUCUGUUUCUUUUUUCUUUCUUCCUACUCGUUUCUUUCUUUCUUUCUUUUUUUCUUUCUUUCUUUCUUUCUAAUCUUUUUUCUAAAGUCAUUUCUUCUUAAAAUAUUCUUUCGUUCUUUUUAUUUAUUUUCAUCUUUUUAUAAUCAUUUCUCUUCUCUUCUCUUUCUUUCUUUUAAUCUUUUUUUUCUAAGCAACCGAUUUCAUUCAACCAAUUUCAUUAUUUCUUUCUCGAUUUGUUUCUCUUUUUCUUGA